AGGCGCGGGUUAAGUGUGCAGUGCCCGCCCUUCCUCCCAGCGGAUCGAGAGUGGAACUCGACAGGCAGCGUCGCUUCCUGCUGCUGAAAGAGGAGGAGGAACCUUGGUGUCGAACGGCUGGUAAACCGGAAACGAUGCGCGUGUGAUAUCGGAAGUUCUGCAAUGGCUCCAUCUUCAGUAAAGCUACAAGAACUAAUUCGUCUAAUACGUACAGCAAAGACCCAGGCAGAAGAACGUGCUAUUAUUCAAAAGGAGUGUGCUGACAUUCGCUCUUCUUUUCGAGAGGAAGAUCCAUCUUUCCGCUGUCGAAAUGUUGCCAAGCUACUAUACAUGCAUAUGUUAGGAUACCCUGCACAUUUUGGCCAGAUGGAGUGCUUGAAGCUUAUAGCAUCACCCCGCUUCAGUGACAAGCGUGUUGGCUACCUAGGGGCAAUGUUGCUGCUUGAUGAAAGGCAGGAUGCAAGCCUUUUGAUCACUAAUUCAAUUAAAAAUGAUAUGAACCACAAUAGUCAGUACGUCCAGGGGCUUGCUCUGUGUACACUGGGCUGCAUGGGAUCCUCUGAGAUGUGCCGUGACCUUGCAACAGAGGUUGAGAGGCUGUUGAAGACAUCUAAUUCCUACAUUAAGAAGAAGGCAGCACUCUCAGCAGUACAUGUUGUGAGGAAGGUUCCAGAGUUGAUUGAACUCUAUAUCCCAGCUGCAGAGAGUUUGCUAGGAGGAAAGAAUCAUGGUGUACUUCACAGUGCAGUUGUGCUGAUAACAGAAAUGUGCGUACGAAACCCAGAAGCAACGUGCAAAUUCAAAAAGGUAGUACCCGAGCUGGUUCAGAUCAUGAAAAAUUUAAUCAUGUCAGGUUACUCCCCUGAACAUAAUGUAGGUGGAAUCAGUGACCCAUUUUUGCAGGUGCAGAUGCUGUGCUUAAUGAGAAUUUUAGGACAAAAUGAUGAUGAAGUCAGUGAAGCAAUGAAUGAUAUUUUGGCACAGGUGGCAACAAACACAGAUACUAGCAAAAAUGCAGGGAAUGCAAUUUUAUAUGAAACAGUACUGACAAUAAUGGAUAUCAGAUCAGAAAGUGGCUUGCGGGUUCUUGCUGUGAACAUCCUUGGUAGAUUUUUGUUAAAUAGUGACAAGAACAUUCGCUAUAUUGCUAUGACAUCCCUGCUAAAGAUGGUGCAGACAGACCAUAAUGCAGUCCAGCGACACAGAGGAACAAUUGUUGACUGUCUCAAAGACACUGAUGCAUCUGUCAAGAGGCGUGCUCUUGAUCUGACCUUUGCCUUAAUUAAUGGCCACAAUAUCCGUUCAAUGAUUAAGGAGCUGCUUCAGUUUCUUGACCACUGUCCUGCAGAGCUCCGUUCAGACUGUGCUUCUGGAAUUUUUCUUGCAGCAGAGAAAUAUGCACCAUCUAAGCGUUGGCAUAUAGAUACCAUCCUCAGAGUACUUACAACGGCAGGAAGCUAUGUUCGGGAUGAAACGGUUCCUAAUUUGAUCCAGCUGAUCACAAAUACUUCUGAGCUGUACGCAUACACAGUUCAUAAGUUAUAUCAGGCAGUAUUAGCUGACAUUUCCCAGCAACCUCUAGUGCAGGUAGCUGCGUGGUGCAUAGGUGAAUAUGGGGAGUUUCUUCUUUCAGGAACAUGUGAAGAAGAAAAAACUGUCAAGGUGACAGAGGAUGAUAUGCUUGAUGUUUUAGAAAUGAUUCUGCAGUCCCACAUGUCAUCUCCAGCUACACGGGGCUAUGCUCUCACCUCUUUGAUGAAACUGAGUACCCGUAUAAGUGACAAUGUGGAUCGAAUCCGGAAAAUUGUAUCCAUCUAUGGUAGCUGUAUUGAUGUGGAACUACAGCAGAGAGCCAUUGAGUAUAACACACUUUUUAAAAAGUAUGAUCAUAUGAGAGUGGCUGUCCUGGAGCGUAUGCCAGUAAUUGAAAAGAACUCUCAAGUGUGUUCUGAUAAGAGCACAAAAGUAUUAAAUGAUGAAAACAAGCCAUUUAGCCUCUCAAAGCCAAAUCAGACAGAAGUUAAAAUUCAGAAUGCAGCAAACCAGCAAACAGUUGAUCUUCUGGACUUAAUUGGAAUAUCAGAUCCCUCUUCAACACCAGUGGUACAAAAUAAUCAAGAAAAGAUGGUAGGAGGAGAGCUCCUGGACUUGUUGGGUGGCAUCAACUUUGGAGCAAUACCCUCAAUCACUGCAUAUAAUAAGAAUGGACUGACCGUUGAAUUCUUCUUUGAGAAAGUGGGCAAUAAUGAAUUGUCAAUACAAUUAAAAGCUAAAAAUGCCACAGCUAAGGAUAUGAAGGAAUUUAUUCUUCAAGCUGCCGUUCCAAAAAACAUUCAGAUCCAUCUACAGGCCCCAAGUGGAAGUGUGCUGCCUGCUCUCUGCAGUGGAUGUGUUUCCCAGACAAUCCUUAUCAGCAAUCCAAACAAAGUAUCGCUAAAAAUGAGGCUGCGUCUUUCAUACUCCAUUGAAGGAAGUACUGUUCAAGAUAUCUGUGAGGUCAACAACUUUCCGCCUCAAACAUGGCAGUGAUUGUGCCUUGGGUUUUUGUUUUCUUAAUACCUCUACAAGGUUUCUGAAGAUUAACAAUGUUUGCUUUCCAACAGCUCUAAAAUUUGGACCCAUCAAUUAUUGCUGGACAGUAAUGUGAGGUGCCAAUAGUAAAUGGUUAUUGUGUUUUAAAGACAUGAAUUAGUAAAGCUUCAAGGUUUAGACCAGGAGGCACUUCUUCACGCAUGGAGUCGUGGAGUUCAAGUGAUAAACUGUCUGGUUGAGUUACUGUGGCUAGUAGUUAACCAAAUUCGCUUGAUGGACUGAGUGGUCUCUUCUCUUUUGUCCAUUAACCAAAUUCGCUUGAUGGACUGAGUGGUCUGUUCUCUUUUGUCCCACUUAUUAUUAGAUUGCUGGUGUAAGCUUUUGAAGCAGUCCAUUAAAGAGCCAGCAGGGGAAACUGUGGAGCCGGAAAUCUGCGACAACAAAAUGAUUGCUAGAUGACAGUGGGGUAAAGAGGUGCCUGAGGUCUGUUGUAGGAGCUCGGCUGUACUAAAUAUUGUCUAAACACCGAAGGGUACUUAACUGAGUACUGGAGUGUGGCCUUUCAUUCAUAGUCUUGACAAAAGCAUAUUGACUCAGGUAAAAAAUAUAGAUAUAUAUAUAUAUAUAUAUAUAUAAGUAGUCUUAUCAUUAAAAGACAACUUUUUCUAAAGCAGCUUUCUGCUUUCAAUGAGAAUUUGAUGUAACCAACAUCAAAAAUGCCUUCUUCCGAGUAAAAAAAAAAAAAACCUGCAAACCUUCAGCAAAUUAACUAGCAUUCACUGUGCUCAUGGUCAUUCAGUUGAACUCAGAUACAUUUUGAGGAUUACAUGCCUUUCAUGAUUGAAUAGCAUUUUUAUAAAAUAAGACCAACUAAUGAGAACCAGGCUGCCAUUCAAAUAUUAUAUAAUAGAUUUUUGAACUCCUUAAAUCCAAAAUCAGAAAACUGUAAAUCAGUACACAGAUGUAAGCAAUAGAAACAUGUCACAUAAGAGAGUGACCUCUUCUGGGCCUCAAAAAGUAAUUUCUACUGAUAGACAAGUAUGAUAACUAAGGACUUCUUUGUCAACUCAAGUGAAAAAGUCUGUCUGGAAAGUAACAUUCAAAUUGAAAAUUCUUAUGAAUAUUUGCAAGAAUUGGGAACAGGGAGAAAUGUUGGAUUAUGCUGUCUAAAUCAGUUUGUCUGGGGGCCCCAUGUUGUGGAAGGAUUCUAGUUUCCAAUGUUUGCUCUUCUUCUUCUAACUUCUUAAAUAAUGCAAUCCCUUUUGACAGAUUUCAGAAAGACAUCUUGGUUUGUUUAUUUGAUGUGCUGAGGAAAUUACUAAAAAUAUAAACAAGUGAAAAUGUCAGUUUUGACCCUUUGGAGUCUGUUUCUGUUUCUUUCUGUGGGAAUUGCAGGCUAAUUAAUUUUUGAAUAAAGACAACCCAAAAA
Molecule: messenger RNA, 3961 nt
Organism: Erpetoichthys calabaricus (reedfish)
Lineage: Eukaryota; Metazoa; Chordata; Cladistia; Polypteriformes; Polypteridae
Gene: ap1g2
Product: adaptor related protein complex 1 subunit gamma 2
Exons: 22
Coding region: 163-2529 (788 amino acids)
Biological process (GO): intracellular protein transport; receptor-mediated endocytosis; Golgi to vacuole transport
Cellular component (GO): Golgi apparatus; AP-1 adaptor complex; membrane coat
Molecular function (GO): clathrin-cargo adaptor activity
Source: RefSeq, a predicted model, not a curated record